Messenger RNA from Salarias fasciatus (jewelled blenny), 3313 nucleotides. RefSeq names its product RUN and FYVE domain containing 3 (gene rufy3). Gene Ontology annotation, molecular function: metal ion binding. Gene Ontology annotation, cellular component: cytoplasm. The coding region runs from base 492 to 2351 and encodes 619 amino acids. The record is from RefSeq and is a predicted model, not a curated record. The transcript is spliced from 18 exons. NCBI's taxonomy places the organism in Eukaryota, Metazoa, Chordata, Actinopteri, Blenniiformes, Blenniidae. Gene Ontology annotation, biological process: regulation of axonogenesis.
UGGUCAACACCCUCCCGGUGCAUUCACUGCAGUCGCUCAGGCAGCCCAAUCAGAGCGAACCGGAGGAGGGCUGUGAUUCUCCAGCGCUGCGCUCGCUCUGUUGCAUUUUAAAUACCAGCCUGGGCCCCCUCCCAACCCUUCCUUCUCACUCCUUCCAGUCUGUACAGAAGGGAUAACAAGAGGUUGAAGACAAGGAGGAGGUGGAGGAGGAAAGGGGGGAGGGCAGCCCUUCUCGAGACGAGCAGUUGUAGCAAGGAAGAGGAUGCGAGCUUAAAGAGGAGGAAGAGCAGCAGCAGCAGCCUCUUCUAGCACCUGCUGUGGGCCUUCUCCGUCCGGGCCUUUUGUUCUUCUUGGCUCCUGUUUGGAUGCUACUUUCAUCCUGUGAUUCUCUCCACCAUUUCCCGGAACGCCAGCUGCUGCGUCUUUUGAUUUUGCUCCUUCUCCGUCCCCCUCGGCCGUGUUGGUUUGUGCCCGGCAAAAGCUGAGUCAUCAUGUCUGAUCUGACGCCCCAGAGCGAAACCCCGACUCCCACCACAGACAAGAUCACCCAGGCCGCCCGGGAGACUAUCUAUCUGUGCAACUUUCGCGUGUCCGUCGACGGCGAGUGGCUGUGCCUGCGCGAGCUCAAUGACAUCUCGCUCACCCCAGACCCGGAGCCGGCACACGAAGAUCCCAAGGAUCCUAUUGCGAUCGAGAGGCUUAACUUGAUGAACAUGGCUAAGCUGAGCAUCAAGGGCCUGAUCGAAUCCGCGCUCAACCUCGGACGCACACUCGACUCGGACUACGCACCUCUCCAGCAGUUCUUUGUCGUAAUGGAGCACUGUCUGAAACAUGGCUUGAAAACUAAGAAGACCUUCCUGGGGCAGAACAAGUCGUUCUGGGGGGCGUUGGAGCUGGUUGAGAAGCUGACGCCGGAAGCCGGAGAGAUCACUGCCAGUGUAAAAGACCUUCCUGGCCUCAAAACUCCUCUGGGGAGAGGGCGUGCCUGGUUACGACUGGCCUUAAUGCAGAAGAAGCUGUCCGACUACAUGAAGACCAUCAUCAAUAGGAAGGACCUGCUCAGUGAAUUCUAUGAGCCCAACGCGCUGAUGAUGGAGGAAGAAGGCGCCGUCAUCGCCGGGCUGCUCGUCGGACUAAAUGUCAUCGAUGCCAAUCUGUGUAUGAAGGGCGAGGACCUGGACUCGCAGGUUGGGGUGAUCGAUUUCUCCAUGUACCUUAAAGACGGCGGUCACAGUAGCAAGAGUGCAGAGGGUGACGGUCAGAUCACAGCCAUUCUCGACCAGAAGAACUACGUGGAGGAGCUGAACAGACAUUUAAGCGCUUCAGUAAAUAACCUCCAGGCCAAGGUGGACGCCCUGGAGAAGUCCAACACCAAGCUGACAGAAGAGCUUGCCGUGGCAAAUAACAGGAUCAUCACUCUACAAGAAGAUGUGGAGAGAGUAAAGGAAGAGAGCUCGUAUCAGUUAGAGUCCAGGAAGGCAUCACGGAGUGACUCAGCAGCAGACGGACCAGCGCUGGCGGAAACACGCAAGCAGCUCAAAGAGGAAACUUUGCUCCGAUUGGACGUGGAGAAGGAGCUGGAGGUGCAGAUCGGGAUGAAGCAGGAGAUGGAGAUGUCCAUGAAGAUGCUGGAGAAGGACAUCUGUGAGAAGCAGGACGCCCUGGUGGAGCUCCGGCAGCAGCUGGAGGACCUCCGUGCUAUCAACCAGCAGCUCAGCCACAAGUCACAGAGCGCCGACGCCGGCUCCAGACAGAAGAGCGAAGCCAUCGCUCGCUUGGAGGAGAAGAUCAACCAGAUGUCAGGAACCAUCAAACAGCUGGAGACCAGAUGCAAGCAGGCCGAGCGGGAGCGGGAUCUGGCUCUGGAGGCCAACCGGCUCUUCAAACAGGACUUUGGAGACAAAAUCGAGAGUCUGCAGGUGGAGGCGGAGCAGCUGCGCAAACACAGAUGGAAUCUUGAGCACGAGCUGAGGAGAGAGCGCGACCGGAGGGGCGAAGCUCAGAGCAGACAGCCCAGCGCUCCUCAGAGGGAGAGGAGGCCUCCUGAGAGCCCGCCCACGCUCGUCUCAGAACAGGUCCAGAGUGGAGAGCCAAGCUUCAGCUUGUCUUUGCCUCAUGAGGACGAGCAGGACGAGACGCCUGCGCCGACCGGUCAGCCUUCCAUGUGCUCCAUGUGUGAAGAGAGCGACUCCCUCCUGAGAGCCAAGAAACGCUGCAAGAACUGCAGUGAGGUUUUCUGCGAGAGCUGCGUGUCCAAAGAGCUGCCGCUGCCUUCCUCCAUCCUGCCCGAGACCGUGUGCGCAUCCUGCUACUCCCAGCUGCUGCAGAGCUACGCCUCCACCCCCACAUGAGCAGCGGGAACCCCGCCUUUUUAACUGAACUCUGCGGACGAUCCCGUUCCAACGCCACAGGAGGAGUUUCUCCUGCUCUUAUGGACAGCAUCCAACAUCUCAUUCAUGUUACUGGAACCGACUUUUUUUGACGUUUGAAAGGUAAAAAAAAAAAAAAAAAGGGUAGGGGUAAACACUGGACUGGAUUCAGCUUCAGUUAGUCAUAAAUGUGUUCGUUGAUGUAACCUCUUAAGCCAAAAACAUGGAUAUCUUUCGUUGUUCUGCAGGACGGCAUUCUAACCAAAUACCUAAAAGGUAGAAGGGGAAGUGAAGGGAAAUCUGAGCCCCGCCUUCUCUUUGAACAGUACAUCCAGAUUCUUUAGUGUUUGCUUCUGGUUUAAACAGUUUUUUUUUUAAAUCACAGAACACUGGUGUUUCCUCUGAAUGGUGAUUAGUCAGAAGCAAAAUAUCAUUAGAUUAGCACAUCAAGAAGUAUGGAAACAGAUCUCAGCAGGUUUACAUCAUCUGGACGAUCUUUAAGGAGGGAAAAUCCCCCUGUAAAGACGUUUAAGGUGAUCCGUGUCACGUACUCCAGACUUAAUUUAUCUUUCUAACACGUGAUGUUUCCACUUUCGGUUUUGCACAUGUUGAAGAGGUGAGUUUGUGCACUUUAAAUGAGGUUUGUUUUUCCUUUGCCUCUGUUGCGACUCUCCAUGCUAAGCUAACUGACCACACAGGGAAGCUCGCAAACCUUCUUACAAGGCGGGAUAAUCAAAGACGCUAACAGACCCUCCUGGGAUGUUUUGCUGGAUUUCUCUUGGCUCUUUGUAAAGUUAAGCUGUGGCAUUAGCACAGAACUUAACUGUCUGCUCUGGACUAGCGAGUAGCAGUGUUUUCUUUUUCACAUGUUGCGGUAAUCCCGGGGAAGCUCAUUUGUGAGAUGAAAAUGCUUCUUGAAUCAACAAUAAACGGAUCUGAUUUUA